Molecule: messenger RNA, 1342 nt
Organism: Psammomys obesus (fat sand rat)
Lineage: Eukaryota; Metazoa; Chordata; Mammalia; Rodentia; Muridae
Gene: Mreg
Product: melanoregulin
Exons: 5
Coding region: 194-838 (214 amino acids)
Biological process (GO): melanosome transport; melanocyte differentiation
Cellular component (GO): melanosome
Source: RefSeq, a predicted model, not a curated record
CACCCGGGGAAUUAAAAGAGAGAGGGAAAAAGAGCUCCCGCAGAAACCGCGCAGCUCGCGUCCUCCGCGGCCGGCCGCGGCGUGAUGCGCACGGCCCGGCCCGUGACGCCGCGGCCGCCCCCGUCCCGGUCCCCACGCCCCAGCCGCCAUCGCGCGCCCGGCUCCGGGAUCCCGGCUCGCCGCCUCGCUCCCCAUGGGGCUGCGCCGCUGGCUGCGGAGCGCCUGCUGCUGCUGCCCGUGCCGGUGCCUGGAGGAGCCCGCGCGGCCCGAGAAGGAGCCGCUGGUCAGUAGUAAUAAUCCAUAUUCCUCAUUUGGAGCCACUCUGGAGAGGGAGGAUGAAAAGAAUUUAUGGAGCAUGCCUCAUGAUGUGUCCCACACAGAGGCGGAUGAUGACAGGAUCUUGUACAAUCUGAUCGUCAUUCGUAACCAGCAGACCAAAGACUCAGAGGAGUGGCAAAGACUCAACUAUGAUAUCUACACCCUGCGGCAGGUGCGAAGGGAAGUGAGAAACAGAUGGAGGCGGAUCUUAGAAGAUUUGGGUUUUCAAAGGGAAGCAGACUCUUUGUUGUCAGUGACCAAGCUCAGCACCAUGAGUGAUUCUAAAAACACGAGAAAAGCCCGGGAGAUGCUGUUAAAACUGGCCGAAGAGACCUCUAUCUUCCCAGCCAGUUGGGAGCUCUCUGAGAGGUAUCUCUUGGUUGUGGAUCGUCUCAUCGCUCUGGAUGCUGCUGAAGAGUUCUUUAAGAUCGCUAGCCGAACUUACCCCAAGAAGCCUGGGGUCCCAUGCCUGGCAGACGGCCAGAAGAAACUGCAGUAUCUUCCAUUUCCAAGUCCCUAGAGGGAGGCCAAGAAGGACGGAGUUCUUUCACCUCGGCACCGUCAUUUGCCAAAGUCAGGCAGCUCCCUGCAGUUGAUGAGCCAGGAGAGGGCCUUCUCCACUCCAACACAGCUCUGAAUCCUAUAAAGCAUAAGGUCUUCCUUAGAGCCUUGGCCUAAGAAUGCUUUGGUUACACUGAAACACCCGGGCCCCGGCCAUGAGGGAGGCCAGAGGGUUGGCUGGUGGCUAGUCCUUCCUCCAUAUUCAGAUUCCAAGAACUCGCUGCCUCCUUGGUUAUAAAAGCUACAGCCAUUGAACCCCGGGGAGAUGUUCUCUAAUCAACAGAAUAGCGUGACCAACAGAGAAAGUGUGGCUGAGCCCCGAGUUACUUCACCAACACUGAAGUAGUCAUUAUUAAAUGUAAUACUAGAUGGAGUGCCUCAAAUUUAAUGAAGUUUUAGGCCUCGUAUGACCUCUCUUUGAUUCGGAAACACCUGCAGCAGCUCAAAAGGUUCGGGGCAUCCU